This is a messenger RNA of Miniopterus natalensis, 1453 nucleotides long. NCBI's taxonomy places the organism in Eukaryota, Metazoa, Chordata, Mammalia, Chiroptera, Miniopteridae. The record is from RefSeq and is a predicted model, not a curated record.
GGCAUGGUCUAGUGGCUCAGACAAGGACCCGGAACCAGCGGCCGAGGUUCUGAUCCCUGCUCAGUCUCCGCCUCCGCGUGGCCUUGGGUGUAGCCACUGCCGGCCGCCAUGGGCAAGCAGAACAGCAAGCUGCGGCCCGAGGUGCUGCAGGACCUGCGGGAGAACACGGAGUUCACGGACCACGAGCUGCAGGAGUGGUACAAGGGCUUCCUCAAGGACUGCCCCACCGGCCACCUGACCGUGGAUGAGUUCAAGAAGAUCUACGCCAACUUCUUCCCCUACGGCGACGCCUCCAAGUUCGCCGAGCACGUCUUCCGCACCUUCGACACCAACGGCGACGGCACCAUCGACUUCCGGGAGUUCAUCAUCGCGCUGAGUGUCACCUCGCGCGGCAAGCUGGAGCAGAAGCUCAAGUGGGCCUUCAGCAUGUACGACCUGGACGGCAACGGCUACAUCAGCCGCAGCGAGAUGCUGGAGAUCGUGCAGGCUAUUUACAAAAUGGUGUCGUCGGUGAUGAAGAUGCCUGAGGAUGAAUCCACUCCUGAGAAACGGACGGACAAGAUCUUCAGGCAGAUGGACACCAACAAUGACGGCAAACUGUCCCUGGAAGAGUUCAUCAAAGGUGCCAAGAGCGACCCUUCCAUCGUCCGGUUGCUACAGUGCGACCCCAGCAGCGCAAGUCAGUUCUGAGGGACCCCGCGUCUGGACAGUGACAGAGAAACACAGGCUUGUCUCGCUGUUUAAGCUUUGCUUGCAAACGUGGAUGCCUCCUCAAUCGUUCCCGCUCUCCGGGCCGGGCCGGGUGGCCCGUGGCACCUGUCCGGCCCGCAGCCGCGCCUCCCUCCUCCACCUGGCCUCCUACCGCCCCCCCCGGCCGCGCCCAGGCGUCCAGGGAUGUCCACACGCGGGGCCCGGUGUCCUCGCCUCCAGGGCACGUCCCCGCCUGCGGGGAGCCCCGAGGACACCACCGAGGACACUGGCGGGGCUUUCUGAGGUGGCUCCAGGCCAGCUGAUUUAUUCUGUGGUUGCAGGUGACUCGUGGAUAAGGCGAGGACAGGAAGGAGGGAGAGUAGAUGGCACCCUCCCCGUGCAUGGCUCCACCUAGCUCGUCGUAUUCUCUGACCAAAGCCACUCGCACGUCUGUACUGUGGUCUCCUUUCUCUAAUGUAAAUUAUACGUACGGUGAUGUGAAGUGUCACGUGUAGGUCCCGUAUUUAACGCCUCGGCCGCCUCUGAAGCGUGGUUCCCCCGUGGCCCGCGGUCCCUCCGAGCCUGGUUCUCCUGUGGUAUUUAUGCCCUCAGUCUGCCCGUUCCCAGAGGAGAUGCAUGCGUGCCCGUUGCCGUGGAGACCCUCCCGUCCACACAGAGAAUGCGGGCAUCUGUGUAAGGUUUGUCCUGUUGAUUGGUCCGGCAUUUCCUGUAUUAAAAUGAUCCAAUAAACGGAAUUCUCUGA